UCGUCUAUCUGUUCCACCAUGCCCCGUGAGAUCAAGAGCAUCAAGAAGUUCCUCCACAUUGCCGCCCGCAAGGACGCCCGCAAGUGCCGCAUCAAGAAGGUCGGUGGCGUGGUCAAGUUCAAGGUCCGCUGCUCCAAGUACCUGUACACCAUCCGUGUGGACCCGGACCAGGCUGCCCGUCUCAAGGACACCCUGCCCUCGCAGCUCGAGGUCAGCACCAUCAACUUUGAUGCGUAGAUAAAGAACCAGAACCCAA
Thecamonas trahens ATCC 50062 is the source of this 256-nucleotide messenger RNA. RefSeq names its product 60S ribosomal protein L38. Gene Ontology annotation, biological process: protein-RNA complex assembly; translation. The record is from RefSeq and is a predicted model, not a curated record. The transcript is spliced from 3 exons. Gene Ontology annotation, cellular component: ribosome; cytosolic large ribosomal subunit. NCBI's taxonomy places the organism in Eukaryota, Apusomonadida, Apusomonadidae. The coding region runs from base 19 to 237 and encodes 72 amino acids. Gene Ontology annotation, molecular function: structural constituent of ribosome.